This is a messenger RNA of Arabis nemorensis, 180 nucleotides long. NCBI's taxonomy places the organism in Eukaryota, Viridiplantae, Streptophyta, Magnoliopsida, Brassicales, Brassicaceae. The record is from the annotation of a GenBank genome assembly.
AUGCCAGUAAAUUUGAUCAAAGGAGAUCAAUUCGAUCCAGAUUUCAAGGAGAUCAAUCCAAUGGGUACUGUACCUGCUCUUGUUGAUGGAGAUGUUGUCAUUUCUGAUUCUUUUGCUAUUAUAAUGUAUCUGGAUGACAACUAUCCUGAGCCACCUCUGUUACCUCAUCAACAACAGUGA